AUGAGUUAUAUAUGUACUGAGAUUUACACUGAUCAAAGUGUGGAGUUUAUGUUCAACGAUGCUCAAAAUUCUACUCGUUGUAUUGAAUUGUUUGUUGAGUAUUCACCUGUGAGAAGUUCAGAAAUCACACCAAGUGUUGAUUAUGGCGUUGUUGAUUGUGGUAUUGGAUCAUCGGCGAGGGUUGAACAUGUGAGCUCUGAUCGUGAUAUGAGUGUUGCAGAUGCUGUUAAUGUUGGUGUUGGAAUAAAUAACGACUUAGAUGUUGCAGAUACCCUUGAUGAUAAUACUCGCAUUGUACGAGAUAAUGAUGAACCAUUGUCGCCAGUAACAUCUGAGGCAGAUGCCAGUCUAAGUGAGGAUUCUCUUGGUGAUGCUUCUGAUGAUGAGAUAGUAGUUUGUAAACCCGUUGUGCAAGGUGAACAACCACUUCCAAAAUACGUUCCCAAGGGGAUGAAAUUCUUUCGCAGCUUACCAAGUGGUCCUUCUGAGGUACCUGAUGAAGUUGGUAAUGAACACAACAACAUGUACUGGGAUGAGAGACAUCCAUAUCGGAUUGGUAUGGGAACAAAAUUUGACUCCAAGCUGCAUGUGAAGACGGCUAUGACUAUGUGGAGUUUGUGGCAUCAAAGACAGUUUAAGGUCGUUGAGAGCAAGUUAAGAAGGUGGCAUGCCGUAUGCAAAUUUCCAGCGGGAACGACAGAAGAUGGGAUAGCUAUUAUCAGCGAGACCGACGCUGAAAAAGCGAAUGAAUGUUCGUGGGAAGUCUCUGUUACACAAAGGGCUCAUGAUGAUCUUUGGGAAAUUAGGAAGUGGGUGAGACGACAUACUUGUGAAGGUCAUCGUGUGAAUAGAGGACAUGCUAACUUUUCAUCAGCGAUGAUUGCUCUGUGUAUACGACAUCAAAUACAAGAAGAUGUUUCUUUCAAGGCCUCGAACAUAAAAACCUAUAUUCAUGAAAGAUUCAAUGUGGUGAUCAGUUACAAGAAGGCAUGGUAUGCACGGAGAAAGGCUUUAGAGAUUGUCUUUGGUGGAUGGGAGGAAUCAUUCAGACAGUUACCAAGCUACAUGCUUGAACUGCAGUCACAGAAUCCAGGCACAAUUGUUGAGUGGAAGCACAACGAGCUGUUGAGUCACGGACGUAAAAAGGUGUUCAGUUAUGUUUUUUGGGCAUUUGGAGCUGCUAUACAUGCUUUUCAGCUGGCCCAACCGGUUUUAACAAUUGACGGGACUCACCUCCGAGGAAGAUUUAAAGGUAAAUUGCUUGUUGCUUGUGGUGUUGAUGCUAACAAAAAAUGCUUACCUAUUGCAUAUGCCGUUGUUGAUGAGGAAACUGGCGACAGUUGGACAUGGUUCUUGAAACAUGUAAGAAUUCAUGUGGUGAAAUACCAGAGGGAGGUGUGCAUCAUAUCGGAUAGGCAUAAAGGAAUUUUCAAGGCUAUGGAUUCUGAUGAAUGGAAAAAGGAGCCAAAAUGUCACCACAAAUUUUGUUUGAUCCAUGUGAGGAAAAAUAUCUUGCAGAAGUGCAAGGGUCCUACUGUGAAAAGCAUGGUGUGGGCAUUGGGUGCUACAACUCAAGAGCGUAAAUAUAAGAGAAGACGGCGUGCACUGCAUGAGGAAAGCCCUGAUGCGAUACGACAGCUGAAUAGGGCCGAAAAAGAAAAUUGGUCUCUUUGUUACGAUGAUGGACUUAGAUGGGGGGUUACCUCAACAAACAUGUCGGAGUGCUACAACAAUGUUUUGAGGGGUGUAAGAGAGUUGCCAAUUAGAGCUUUGAUUGAUCUCACAUUUUGGAGAACAGUGGAAUGGUGGGCACAAAAGAAGACAAAAAUACAGCACACCGAAGGUCGGUUAACACCGUGGGCGAGGGACAAACUUGCUGAGAAUGAUGCCAAGGGGCAAAAACAUCACAUUUCUGUACUUGACCGAGGAUUAGGACAUUACCAAAUUCGAAGUCAGGCACGGUUAGAAGAUGGGAAGCCAAAGGGCAACAAUGUACAGAAGGUGCAGUUUGAAGAUUCUAAGUGCACUUGUGGGAAGUGGCAGACGUGGAGAGUUCCUUGCUCACAUGCUUGUGCAGUUGCUAGAGAUAGAGGUAUCGCUAUGUUUGAGCUCAUAUCUACAAAAUUCCACAAAUCUACAUGGGAAGCACAGUAUUCUAGUCCUCAUCCAUGGGAUGCACCAAGACACGAAGAUUAUUGGGCUAAACCUGGAUGGAAAUUGGACAUCACCCCUGAGCAGUUGCUUCCUCGAAGGCGUGGCCGUGGUAGAAAGAAGAGGAUACCUAAUCAAAUGGAUGUCCGCGAGGAAGGUGAACCGAAAGCUCCCCGCCGUUGCAGGAAUUGUGGGCAAGAGGGACACGAUCGAAGAAAUUGCUCAGUCGGUCGUGUUAUGUAG
This is a messenger RNA of Salvia hispanica, 2394 nucleotides long. The record is from RefSeq and is a predicted model, not a curated record. NCBI's taxonomy places the organism in Eukaryota, Viridiplantae, Streptophyta, Magnoliopsida, Lamiales, Lamiaceae.